UGCGCUGGCCUUGGCUGUCAGCUCUUUAAAUACAGCGGAGAACGAAGCCAAUAACGCCUGAAAGAGAAUCAGUGUCCAAGAAGGGAACGCCCGGCAGAUUUAUAUUUACUGUUGAGGAAGACAAGUAUAUAGCAAGAGCGGGCGAUCACCAUGUCUACCAACAAACACGACGUGAUCGUCAUUGGGGGCGGCAUCUCAGGUUUAACAGCAGCAAAAUUACUGGUGGAAUCUGGUUUAAAUGUGGUGGUGCUAGAGGCACGAGACAGGGUAGGAGGCCGUACGUACACCACAAGGAACAAGCACUGCAAAUAUGUGGAUCUUGGAGGUGCCUAUAUUGGACCCACCCAAAAUCGUAUUUUUCGUGUUGCAAAAGAGUUGGGGAUUGAGACUUAUAAAGUGAAUGAAGUGGAGAAUCUGGUCCAUUAUGUUAAGGGAAAAUCAUAUCCAUUCAAGGGGCCAUUCCCUCCAAUGUGGAAUCCUUUUGCUGUGAUGGAUUAUAACAAUCUCUGGAGGAAGAUGGAUGAAAUGGGAAAGGAGAUUCCCAAAGAGGCACCUUGGAAUGCACCACAUGCAGAGGAAUGGGACAAAAUGACAAUGAAGGAGCUCUUUGAUAAGCUCUGCUGGACAAGGGUUGCUCGGCGGUUUGCUGACCUUUUUGUAAAUGUAAAUGUCACCUCAGAGCCCCAUGAGGUCUCCGCUCUGUGGUUUUUGUGGUAUGUGAAACAGUGCGGGGGAACUACAAGAAUAUUCUCCACUUCUAAUGGAGGACAGGAGCGGAAAUUUGUUGGUGGUGCAGGGCAGGUGAGCGAGAGGCUAAUGGAUCGUCUUGGUGACAGAGUAAAAUUGGAGAAGCCUGUAUGCAGCAUUGAUCAGACUGGGGAAAUGGUAGUAGUGGAGACCUUAACCCAUGAAAAGUUUGAGGCCAACUAUGUCAUCAUUGCUAUAGCUCCUUCCCUAAAUCUGAAGAUGCAGUUUACUCCUUCAUUACCUCCAAUAAGAAACCAACUAAUUCAUCGUGUCCCCACUGGAUCUGUCAUCAAAUGUAUGGUUUACUACAGAGAAGCAUUUUGGAAGAAAAAAGGCUACUGUGGCAGUAUGGUUAUUGAAGAAGAAGAAGCUCCAAUUGGGCUCACCUUGGAUGACACCAAACCAGAUGGAACAGUUCCAGCCAUAAUGGGGUUUAUUCUUGCACGUAAGGCAAGAAAAUUGGCAAGUUUAUCCAGAGAAGAGAGGAAAAGAAGGAUCUGUGAAAUUUAUUCAAGAGUUCUUGGAAGUGAAGAAGCGCUGCAUCCCGUACAUUACGAAGAGAAAAACUGGUGUGAGGAGGAGUACUCUGGUGGUUGCUACACUGUGUAUUUCCCUCCAGGCAUCAUGACCCAAUUUGGCAGAGUGAUUCGUGAGCCAGUGGGCAGACUGUUCUUUGCUGGAACCGAGACAGCCACAGAAUGGAGUGGUUACAUGGAGGGAGCUGUUCAGGCAGGAGAGAGAGCUGCGAGAGAGAUUCUUUAUAAAAUGGGCAAGAUCUCUGAGUCAGAAAUCUGGAAACCUGAACCUGAAUCACUGGAUGUUCCAGCUCGGCCUAUUACUACAACAUUUUGGGAGAGGAACUUGCCAUCUGUUUCAGGCUUCUUUAAACUAAUUGGCUGGUCUACAUUCUUGACCUCAGCUACAGUUGUGGGCGUUAUGGCUUACAAAAAAGGUCUUCUCGUAAAAAAGUGCUAAGAAAAAUCAACCAGGCAAGAUAUAAUGGUGAUAGUUUGCAGGCAGCCAUUAAUUGCUUUGCCUUUGCUAAACUGUUAUCUUUACAGUACAGUAUGUGAUUAAUCUCUGUUUAGGGCUGUAAUCAAUACAGAGUAACAUAAUCAGAUUACAUGUACCUUUACUAGACAAAUUACACUUUAUUAAAUUCUGCAUAUUGCUUAAUUUUAUAUGAAUUAAUUAUUUUUAACAUAAUAUUAUGCUUUUCUAUUAAUUGUAGUUCGUAACUUUUCAAACUUGUCAAGCAGAUUAAGUCUGUUCAGUCUUACAAUGUUUGUUCUCUGAAGGAAUUUUAUUUUCAUAGAAAGUACAACUCCCCAAAUUAUGUAACUUGUUAGUGGCUGCCAACAGUGAAUAUUGGUGCUGGAGCUUUGAAGAGGUGCUACAGUAUACUUUAACUAAAAUAAUUUGUUGAUAUGAUUUUUAGGAUAUAGCGGGUUGGAUAAUGGAUGGAUGGAUAUGAUUUUUUUCUUGUCUAUGUUCACGGGAGUGGUAAACUCUACAUUUUUUAGAAUGGUUCAUGAUCAUUCAGACUAGAAGUGUUAAAAUCUGAUGCUGAAGGGCCACAGUGGCUGCAGGUUUCCAUUUCAGCCACUUUCUCAGUUAUUAACCAAUUACUGCUGCUAACUGAGCAGACAUAUUUUCCUUAAUUUUAAUUGACUUGCUUUUUUGGAUUUGAAAUCCUAAUUGUUCUUUAUUUCUUUAACAAGUGGCCAAACAAAUGUGAGAUGCAAAACAAGCCAACAGAUAACCAGCUACCAUUGUCUAAUUUGAAAAUUUUCACUCAUCAUAUAUUUCUUGAUAAUAUAUUUGAAAAGAAAAUUGUGACAGUCUGAGAAAUAUUGGUCUGUGCUGGUCCGCAAAACAUUCUGACCAUGCUCCCAGAAUGCCUGAUUUAGCAGAAUGAGAGCAUUAAGAAUGCAUUGAAUUAAGUAAUGGGUAUCAUAAACGGCAGGAGUUUCCUUAUAAUUAUGAAGUUGGUUGGAGUGAAAAUAGUGACUCUCCAGGAACUACAGCAUUUUAGAAAUACUACAGACAGCUACCUGUAGUUAAGGAAAACGAACAAGAACUACAAAUCUUGAAAAAGCAAGUCAAUUAAAAUGAAAGCAAAACAACUUGUCUUUUGCAGUAAUAAUUGCCUACAAAAUAUAGAAAAAUGGCCGAAAUGAAAAUCUGUAGCUACUGCAGCCCUCCAAAGAUUCAGUUUGACACUCCUGAUUUUAGAAUUUAAUUUCAGAACCUUAGGUUUUGCCCCAGAUUAUUCUGUUGUUAGCAUUCCUGUCCCCAAACCAAAAUAGUGCUUUUCUCUCUUUUAUUUAUAGCUAAGCUGGCCAUCUGGCUGAGAUAUAGUCAGAUAUGCAUAUGUGUGCAUUACAGCUGCUCAUUUUUGUGAUGUUUUACUUAAUAUAAGAAGUAACAUGAUAAAGUGUCUUCAUAAGAUUGUGAAGGUGUUUAAAGCAAAGUUGUUUCUAUUUAUAAUUGUUUGAUUGCAGCCUUUUAGCAUUAACCAACUGAACAGAUAGAGUGUGGCUUCUCCAACUCUCCUUUUCAAAAAGCACUGUAUUUUAGUGGAGGAGGCACUAUGCAUGUACAGUAGUAUUCGACAGGACAAAAUGCUCUGAGCAAAGAAUAAUCCAUAGGUGUGGGAACAAAAGCUCACUGCAUUCACAGUUAAAUCAAUAUAAACAAUGACAUUUACUGAUGUAUUGUCAUUAUCAAGAAAGUAGUAAACCGUAAGUACCCUGCACAAACUGAGUUACUACAAUGAGGCCAUCAUCUCCCUCGUGUAUAAUGAUUAUGCAGAUCUCCUGGAGCUCUGAUCCUGACAUUCAUCUGUAAGCAGCCUGUACAGUAUAGAAACUUAUUACACAUGAAACUUAACAUUACUACCUCAUGUUGAAAAGAAUUCAUAUGUAGUCUCAGUAAAGUUUUAAACAGUUGUGCUUUCUUCUACAUUUUUAAAACAAAAUAACUGACAUAAAUAUUUAGUAAAAUCUUUUUACGAAUACAAUGACAUUGUUUGAGAUUCUUUCCUUCUUGAUGCCAUGCAGUGGGUUUCACUUUUGUUUUUAAGCCAUGAUUGACUUUAUAAAAGGGAUUGGUAAAUAUGCGUAAUACACUGCCAUCCUCAUUACACUAAAUGCAGUAUUCAUUCUCAUUGCUGUCAUGGAACUACACAUUCUGCAUUUUUUUCAAUCUUCAUGUGAGUAUACGCCAAAUGAUUUUAAUUGUUGAUUUACUAUAAUACAUAUACAGCAGAUAGCUUGUAAAUAAAACAAACUUUUUAAUUUAUGAAAUUUCUUUGGGUUCAUCAAGGUCUACACAUUCAUCAGUUAUGUCUUCAGGGUGUGUUACAUAAACUUGCAAUACAAAAGGUGAUAAAUUGGUAUCAUUUGUCUUACAAACAGACUUUCUCUCAUAAAAGAAUGAAUUGGAUUCAGAAACACUACUUAAACACUCUUUAGGCUAUUCAGUCAUAGUCAUACUAAUUUGUUUUUCACAAAUGUUAUGAAACAUUAAAUUGCUUUAUGGAAAAUCUAUUUUCUAAAGACAAAUAGGAAGAUAAUGUUAAAUAUAUAAAUCCAUCUUUCUUCUCAUCCUGGAUUAAUCAGAGGGAAAGCAAGAACCAAACUUGAAAAGAGAGGGAAAAUGCUGUAGUCCAUUUUCCCUAACAAGUGUCAAAUUAAUUUACAAUCACCAGUCUGCAACCUGCACGUCCUUGGAAAUGUUAGAGAGUAAAAACUUAGUACCCAGAGAACCAGCUUCUAGAGACGGAGAGAAUGUGCAGACGCCACACAGACAUUGACUAGACCAGGAUUCAAACAGAGUCUCUGGGAGCUGUACUAUAGCAGUGAAUCCCACUGUGCCAUCCUAGUAAAAAUAAAAAAGUUGCAGAUAAUGCACACUUAGAUGCUGAGCUCUACUGUAUCCAAUGCUGAUUUUUAUCGGCCCACCUGCCACAACUAUUCUGUGUUCUUAUGAUGGUAAAAGUGGUCUUAAUAAAUGAAUGGAUGUUAUAUAUCAACAUACUUAUAUGUAAUAUAUUGAAUGGCCUUCAAUGUCAAGGUAGCCCAACUUCAAUCAACAAUCUUUUGUAUUCAUGAUAGCAGUCAUUAUCUAUCUGCCAUCAACAGAAGUUAUGCACAAUCUUUUUUUUUGCACUUAACUGAAGCUUUAAAAAGAGUUUUUUCAAUGAUAUAUUUGAAAAGUGCAAUGAGCGGUUAGAGUGCUUGAGGCAGAAAAUAUUAAAAGCUCAGCAUUUCAGUCCCUCUGGUGUUCCUUAAGACAAAUGAAGAACAGUGGUGCCAUGUGAUAAAACUGCUGCCACGUGUGUUGGUGAAAUGCAGAAGUGAAAGUGUUCUGAAGUGUUCACACUCAACCCAAAAUGCCACUUAUAGCAUUGCAGAUUACCUUUGAUGGGACUUGACCACAUCAGAUGUGAAAACGCUUUGACACAUUUACAUCACAGCUAAUGUAAUGAAUGCAUCUGAUGUAAAACCUAAGUUUGAUUGGGCUCCUGUAAAAUUACUUUUAUAUCUACUGUAUAUUUUUAUAGCUUGAUUGUGAACUUGAAAGAUUUCCAAAGCAAAAUACAGAAUACACAGUGCAUACAUACAUAGGUAUAGGUAUGUGCAUGGAAACAUUUAUUGCAGCCUCUAGUUAAGUCUGGGCUGGCGAGUGUCCUGGAUAAAAACCAAGAUCCAGGCCUUUAAUGGCCUCUUGGGCACAGCCAUCAGCAGUGUGUCUGUUGGUGGAGAGAGUGUCAGUCUUGUUGAGAGGUUUACUUACCUCAGCAGUGACAUUCCUAUGAUGUCAGUAGAUGGAUUGGGAGUGCAUGGGGGGUUGAGGGCAUAAGGUCACUGGAAAUGGGUGUGUGGCACUCCUGAUAUCUAUGCAAAAGGACGAAGGUCCAAGUCUUUAGAGUCCUGGUGCUUCCUGUCUUGCUAUAUGGUUACGA
This is a messenger RNA of Polypterus senegalus (gray bichir), 5716 nucleotides long. It is a transcript of the gene maoa, whose product is annotated as monoamine oxidase. The transcript has 15 exons. Lineage: Eukaryota; Metazoa; Chordata; Cladistia; Polypteriformes; Polypteridae. Bases 151 to 1722 code for a protein of 523 amino acids. The record is from RefSeq and is a predicted model, not a curated record. Gene Ontology annotation, molecular function: oxidoreductase activity.